This is a messenger RNA of Zeugodacus cucurbitae (melon fly), 3802 nucleotides long. RefSeq lists its product as uncharacterized. Gene Ontology annotation, cellular component: nucleus. Lineage: Eukaryota; Metazoa; Arthropoda; Insecta; Diptera; Tephritidae. The transcript has 5 exons. The coding region runs from base 243 to 2726 and encodes 827 amino acids. The record is from RefSeq and is a predicted model, not a curated record.
CAUUUUGUUAUUCUCUCCUCAUUCGCAUUCAAUUGGUAAAUCGGCUGUUUAUUUUUCUAAUAAUACACACCGUUCUUAAUAAUUAUAUUAAUUCAACUUUUAUUGUGUGCAAAAGUGCUAAAAUCAACAAAAACGUUUUCCAAAACGCCAACAAAAGCGUAUAAGUUUCAAUGCAAACGACGUGACAGCGUAUUAAUAGCAGGAGUGAAACUCGGUCGACGGAGGAAGAAAACGGCAAGGUAAUGGACGAACCGCCGUUACAGCAAGCGCUAUCGCGCAAGGAAUCUGAAUACAUUGAUCAUGAUCUUCCUUUGCAAUCGCUCCUAGCACCCACUUACAUACGUGAUACCAACAACUACUUGAUUGAUUUUAUGGAAUCGACGCCGUUAGUGUUUCCCAAUAAACACGUGUCGGGCAAUAAUGCAGAUGUAUUGACCACCACAGCUAAUGCAGUAUCAACAACCGGUAGUGGCGGUGGUGGUGGUUAUAAUAUGAAAGUUUCGGAUCCAGUCUCACUCACGCCGGAUCUGCAUUUUCCCAAUACAAUUUUCCAUUAUCGUCCCACACCGAACGAUGUGGCUGUUAGCAAUGUGUCUAACGUUGCCGAAGCCACAUUAAGCGCCUUGAAUACACCAACACAAACAACAGCACCAAUACCUAUGAUAUUGACUGCCGGCACCAGUAGAACAGACAACAACGCCACCCACGCCUAUAGCCACAACAAACACACACAAUAUAUCACAUUAAAUAGUGAUUUCCUUAACGAUGGUGGCAAUAAACAAUAUUGUGUUGAGACGGAGGCCGUCAAUCAAGCUGGCGAUGAUGCAGCUGUGCAACAAUUCCUGCUGGCCGAUGCAAAUGUGAGUUUGGACGAUGCGGCGGAUUUAAUGAAUGCGGCUAGCGGUGAUGUUUUAUAUGCGCGUCAUGUGUCCAAUGCGCGCAAAGUGCUGCCACACAAAAAGCGUAUUUCACGCAAGUUACGUGUAUCGUUGAGUGGCGUGGACAAUGUGUUGACAGAGCCACCACUUGGUGAAGUGCAUAAAAUGCAGGACGAGGGGCGGCUGAAUGUGUCGGUGUAUAGUUGUGAGAUUUGUGGCAAUACAUCGGAUUCGCAACUGCAGUUUUUUGCGCAUCUAAAGCAACAUUAUGAACCUACGACGCCGGAUACGAUAUUGGCUGCGAUGAAGACAUCACUGGAAGCCUUGGAGCCGCAAAAAAUAUUGGCGGAGGAUAAGAAAUCCCCUAACGGUAAUGUCGAUCAAGUCUUCAACGACGUGCACUUAAAUUUCCCUGAUUUUACUGGCGUCGACGAGUCACCAAUACGGCAUGUUUUGAAUUCAGUGGAGGAGAGCAAUAAUGAAAUGAAAAUUUUGAAUACGGCGGAUAUGACUUAUGUGGCACAAACCGCAACGCCACCUUUAAAACGCACCGUCGAGGUGGAAUUCAGCGACAGCGAGGAUAUGCUAGAGGGCAUACGUAACGUCGUGGAUAAGGUUUCCAUAGAAGACACCUGCGAUGCGCUGGAUUUGAUGACAUCUAACGGCAUGCGUGGCUCAUGGUUCACCAAUGACAACUUCAAUGGCAUCACCUUCAAGAAUAAGGCAUACAGCGAUGUCUCAUUCACGGAACCACUACCACCGAUGCCCAUGAUGAGCAGUGCUGCCUUAACGAGAGCAAAUCAAACGUCAAAGGAACCAAACGCGUUGCCGCCCGCGGAAAAACUGCUGUCCUACCAAAAGUCUGAUGGUAGAAUACAAAAAAUGGAGCUCCAACUGCCGCCAGACGUUGAUGAUGAUGAUGAUGACGUUGUUGAUGGUGGCAAUGAUGUUGUUGCCGAAGCAGCCAAUCGUGCCACAUACUAUAAUGAUACAUUACCGCCCAUACACCUGCCCAGUGUUGAUGCGGAUGAACAGCAAUUGCAAUGCCAGUCCCCCGACGAGCCGACAACACCCACCGAUUUACUGGAACCGUUGCAUGUGUCACAAUUUGAUUUGCCUGAAAAUGCCAACGCACAAGUGCGACUGGAAAAUACACAGCUAACAACCGUUAUUAACAGCAAUGCGGUGGAGGAGGAUGAGGAAGAGGAAGAGGCGGAAAAUGUGUUCUGCAAGGAGGAACCCGACACUUAUGAUUAUGAGGAGAGCGAAGUGCGUUUCGUCAACUACAAGAGUAAUCAAAAGAAAUUCAAUUGCACGAAAUGCGAUCGUAAAUUCAAUUCGCGUAAUGCGCUCAAAUAUCAUCUACGCACGCAUACCGGGAUGCGUCCGCAUCAAUGUGAGACCUGCGACAAGUCCUUCUAUGCCUUAAGUGCGCUGAAAGCACACACGCGCACGCACACCGGCGAUAAGCCAUUCAAAUGUGAGUACUGUCAGCGAGAUUUUCGCCAAUGGGGCGAUCUGAAAUACCACGUCGUUUCGAAACACACUCAAGACAAGAGUCAUCAGUGUGAAUAUUGCGGCAAAGCGUUCUCACGAAAAUACUCGUUGGUGUUGCAUCGGCGCAUACACACGAGUGAACGGAAUUUCAAGUGUGAAUUCUGCAAUAAGACAUUCCGCGCGAGCACAUAUCUACAGGAUCAUCGCAAAAUUCAUACUGGUGAAAAGCCCAACGAGUGCACGAUUUGCUCGAAACGCUUUCGCAUGGUCGGCGAUUUGCGUCGUCAUGAGCGUAUACAUCAGCGCGCUGAUGCGAAAAAGGCAACUAAAAGUGCGAAAAGUGGAACAUAGUUAGAAGAAUAGACUGAAAAACAAAUAUUAUUAUGUAUUAAAUGAGGAAAGAGAACAAAACAUAAACACACAGAUACCCUCAGUGGCAGGAAUUUAUAAUUAUGUUUAUACAAUUAGACACUACUUGCAUUACAUUGCUAUUUAUAUAACGCAUUUGCGAUUCAUCAUCGACUCAAUGCGUCCAGCGACACGGCCAACAAUGUUAGAUUGCAAUUAAUUUGUAUGUAAGUUACAUAUGCAUUUGCAAUUCUGUAGUUUAGUCGUACUUUACAUACAUACAUAUGUAUAUAGUGUAUUAUUUGGCGUAGUAGCAGUGCUGGGUUCCAAUGUUGAAACUCUGUACAAUUCAAGGCGUAAAUGUACAAAAUAAAGCUAUUUUAUAAACAACAACCCUUACAAACUUACAAACAUAUACGAGUUGUAUGUACGCACAACGGUAAAUAAUUUUGUACAUUAAUUUGUCCAUAUGCAGUCUAGUAGUUUACAAUUAAGUUUAAAAAACAUCAAUGUAUUUUAUAUAGUCAUUAUGUCUUCAAGCAGCAUAAUUUCGUAUUUGAAAACUUCGCAACUCAACGAGUAGUAAAGGCAGUUGCAAAGCUUAUUUGUGGCUAAAUUAUGUAUAAUAAAUGGCGUUUGGGUUUUACUACCGAAAAGUGUUGACUAAAAUUGUGAAUAUUCUCGAAGUUCUUUAACUAUUCUGUAAAUGAUUUUGAAGGAUAUAACCGACUUGCGAGUCGUUGACCGGAUAUACAACCAGGUUCCUUCCUUUUAUGUAGAAGCAGCGCUCGUGGAAUAUUCCACCUGACUGUUUCAAUUUUUUUUAGUGAUGGUUCGGUGUAUCGAUGUUUCUUCAAAAGGCAUCGCAAUCAAAAACAUCGGUCAUUAAAACAUCGAUAAAUUUUUGAACUUUUUGGACUUAUUUCAAUGUUAGUAGAAUAAGCUAAGGGAGAUAGCCAGGAUACCAGAAGCAUAAAUAAAUGAAAUAUAGUAGUUAGUAUGUCUUAAGUAGAUAAAUUUUAUUUACACUUAACUUUAGCUGUCUGUUAAAACUCAAUAAAUAACAUUAUUUUAAUUUU